Messenger RNA from Girardinichthys multiradiatus, 1741 nucleotides. RefSeq lists its product as uncharacterized. Gene Ontology annotation, molecular function: aspartic-type endopeptidase activity. Bases 339 to 1205 code for a protein of 288 amino acids. Lineage: Eukaryota; Metazoa; Chordata; Actinopteri; Cyprinodontiformes; Goodeidae. The record is from RefSeq and is a predicted model, not a curated record. The transcript has 2 exons. Gene Ontology annotation, biological process: proteolysis.
UCCACCCUAUCCGUUUCAUAAUUACAGGUACAGUGGCCCCGGUCGUGGAGGCGGAUGGUGGUCAGCGUGGUCGUGGUGGAUGGCGUGGAGCACCCAGAGGAAGGGGUGGAGCCAGCGGGGCACCAGGAGAUGUGUGCUACAAAUGCGGUCAGUCUGGACAUUGGGCCCGCACCUGCCCCAACUGGGGGUCACAGCAGGGAGUACCAGGACUUAUGGUCCCUCCUAAUGCAGGUAUGGCACCUCCUCCACCCCUGCAGGGCCAGUAUCCACAGAUGGGUGGAUAUCCGUCUUACAGUCCAUACUGACACACCCCUGAGGAGGACCAAGGCAGCGUGGGCAUGGCAGACCCCAUGUUGCCUGCAAAGGUGGGAGAGAACUGUCUGAAUUAUUUAGUGGACACUGGAGCAACUUAUUCCACCAUAACACACCAACCUCCUAAACCACUGCUUUCUACCAAGACUGUUUCUGUGAUGGGUUUCUCAGGGGUUGCAGAAACUCUGCCUGUGACUGUACCACUUCCUGUUCAGAUUGGGACUCAGAGAGUAACUCACCCUUUUGUGUGUUCACCCAGCACACCUGUUAAUUUGCUGGGCAGAGACUUAUUAGUGAAGCUGGGAGCAUCAGUGCUGUGUGGUACUGAUGGGUUAACGGUAACUUUUCCAGAUGGUUCCUCUUUGGCAUGUGGACAAAUGCUUCAGCAUGGACAAUAUUUUUUACAGCCAGUUGAAGAGGAAUAUGUUGACAUCUACUGGGGACUGCUGACCGCUCCUUCUUCUCCAAGCAGCAUCUUCUCUGUGUAUCAGCUGUGGAAACCCUGGAUUCAAAGUCUCUGCCUCUACACCUCUCCGCCCGAUCCACCCCAUGUCACUCUGUUCUAUGACCCUUGUCACACUGAAUGGUACCAAGAUUUGUUUAAUGAAACAGUAGAAGCUAAGGAAUUGGGAGGAGUGGUAAAGCGCUCUCUGGCGGCUGGGGACUGGCAGGACACCUCAGUCACCAACUUAAGGUAUUGUAAAAACACAAACACAUACUGUAUAAAAUGUACAGCUACUGACGAAGUCCCGUUGCAGCAGGAGGUGCUAACACGUCAUCAUGGAAGAGAAAAAACAGAUCAUCCCCAUUCAGGUUGCAUCUCCCUCGCCUAUUUGGGUUCCACAGUAUACACACAAACAACAGGCUCAGGAAGGCAUCAGAGACACCAUUGAAGGCCUGAAGGCGGCAGGUGUGUUAGAAACCUCAGCCUCAGCAUGGAACACACCCAUCAUCCUGAUGGCAGACUAUGUUUUGAAAGUGAAAUACCUGUGAUAAUGUGUUAGCAUUUUGUAGCUAACAUGCAAGUUGCCCCGCUAGCUUAGAAGUUAAGUGCUAGUGUAUUUUGUGUUGGUUUUGCAAUAUUCAAUGUUAAUGCUUAUGUACCCUCCCACAUGAAGUCGGAUAGAUUUAUUAUAGUUAGAUAUGACUGUUUAUGGUUAAGUGUCCCAGACUAUGUAAAAACUGUCCUAGUAUAUUGUGACUGACUGGAAAUGACAAUGACUAAUGUGUUGUGUAAUCUGUUAACUCUCUGCUAAUUGGAAGAUAGUGUUGUGUAAAAUAUCCUUUUAAAAGGGAGAUAAUAGUUGGAAAAGUGAGAUCCAUUGAGAAAACAGAUUCAAUGCAUAAGUACAUCAUAAGAUAAGACAGUUGUAUUGCUGGAUGUAAUUGUUUAUUGGACAAGAAACGAUUAAAAGCCAGUCCUCAAAGA